CUCCAAUUCAAUUUCUUCAAACUCUCUCUCUCUCUCUCUCUCUUUCUUUCUCUCUCUAUAUAUAUACACACGAAACACAUUGAUAUAUCCAUUUUCUUUCAUUUCUCUCCCUCUUUCUCUCUCUCUCGGGCGCACACACUAAAUCGAUGGAUCGAAUUUCUGCAGUGAGUUUGUUUGUUCUGCUUUUCACAGUUCUGUUAAUCUCAGUUCGAUCAGUGAGACAUUUGCCAGACAAGAAUCGCAGCGAAGUUACUGAAGACGUAGACGUCACAGACCCAGUACCAGUAUUUGCAAACAAGGUUUUCUCUGAUGAAGAUCCAUGUGUUGCAAUACCAUACUUUGAACUGCCAUUCUGCCCUCCAGGAAAUCCAGUAAAGAAUGGGAAGAAAACCUUGGAAGAAAUUGUGGAGGGUGACUGCUUCACCAAUACUCGAUAUGAGCUGAAUUUUAAAGUUGAUAAAAAUGAAGAAACUCUUUGUGAGAAGAACUUGACAGAAGCUGAAAUUGCAAAGUUUAGGUAUGCUAUCAAAAACAGGUUCAGGUAUCACAUGUACUAUAGCAGCAUCAAGUUGUACGCUCGUGUAGGCCAUCUUGUACAAAACACCUGGCCCUACACCCAUCUAGAACCUAUGUAUUGGCUUUUCUCACACGUCAACUUCGAGGUCUAUUACAUCGGAAACCAAGUUCAGGGCAUCUUCAUUGAGACUCUCUCCCAUUCAUCCACUGCUCUACCUGCCCAUUCAUCCAAUGUCAAGUUCACUUAUUCUGUAUUCUGGAAGAACCAAGAAGUCAAUUCAUCCCAUGCUUUCUUGAAUACAUCCUCAAUGGAUAAAUGGGACCAUGAACUCAAUUUGGUUAAAAAGAAGCAAGAAAGGAAGGAUUUCAGAUAUUCAGUCCUAUAUUAUGUUGCAAUUUGCUUGAAGAUUGGGUUACUUCUUUCGGUGAUAAAAUUAUACCUCAACCGGUAUUUCAGUAGAGUUGUAAGAGAAGAAAGAAGGCAGAUAGGUAUGCAGCAAAUCCAUGGUGAAGCUUGCAGGUGUCCUCCACGCACCUAUUUACUUGGUGCUAUCCUGGGCAUUGGCACUCAGCAACUAAUUCUAUGUUGCAUUCUAUUCAUACUGGUAUAUAGAGGGGAUCUAUUUCCGUGCAACCAGAAUGCUUUGCUUCAACAUCUUCUUGUGAUAUAUUGGCUAACAUCUGCGGUUUCUGGGUACAUUGCGACUUCAUUUCAAAGUCGAUAUACUGAAGCUGGAUUGCAAGAAUGUUUUGUCCAGACUGGGACUUUGUACCUUGUGCCAGCCUUCCUAACAUUUCAUAUAGUGAAUAUAUUAGAACAAGUAAAGGAUGGGAUCUCAGAUCUCCUUCAAACUUACACCACAUUUUUGAUGCUUUUCGUUUGGGCAAUAGGCACAUACACAUUUUUAAUGGUGGGCGGCAAGAUGGGAUAUUUUUUUAGAGCUUCAGUUCAACCUGUUUGUGCUACCAGCAGAAUCCCAAGGACGGUUCCUCAACAGUCUUGGUACAGGAAGACACCUGCUCAAGUGUUUUUUGGGGGGAUUUUACCUUUCAUUACAAUCUUCUGGAAAAUGGACUACAUAUAUGCAAGCCUGUGGAACCAAAAAGUCUGUGGCGCAUUCAGCACUCUGCUUACAAACUUCAUUGUGGUCGGUGUAACAACUAUAAUUGUGGCUAUGAGUUUUACAUAUAUUCAACUCCUUCAACAAGAUCAACAAUGGGAAUGGAGAUCUGUGUUGCGCGGUGGAUCAGCUGCCAUCUUCAUGUUUGCUUACGGCGUCUACUUCCAUGUCAGAGUAGAUCAGAUUAGACCCAUGCAGCUGCUCUACUUUCUGGGCUAUAAUGCUUGCAUAUUCUAUGCCUUGUCCCUGGUACUUGGAACUAUUAGCUAUCACGCUUCUCAAUAUGUUUUUCGCCGUGUGCACCGGGACUUGUGAAUGAUCCAUUUCUCUAUCAUGUGUUGUUCCACUGACACUAGACCAUCUUUCAGCCAUUGUCUCUCCUGCCAAUACUGUUGGUUUCAUCAUUUUAUUGAUUAGCAAAGCUCACACAGGACAUGCCUUAUCCUCGUAAUACCUGAAAAUUGUUUUGGUUUCACAAUAUUCAUAUAGCUACAUUCUGCUGAAAGACUUUAUAGAUACAAAUAUAAGAUUCUUUUGUUGUUGUUGUUAUUUGUGAUGUGAGCAAACAUACAUACAUAACUGUGUUUUGUGUUUGUGAAAAU
Molecule: messenger RNA, 2239 nt
Organism: Cornus florida
Lineage: Eukaryota; Viridiplantae; Streptophyta; Magnoliopsida; Cornales; Cornaceae
Product: transmembrane 9 superfamily member 5-like
Exons: 7
Coding region: 147-1952 (601 amino acids)
Biological process (GO): protein localization to membrane
Cellular component (GO): membrane
Source: RefSeq, a predicted model, not a curated record